Molecule: messenger RNA, 1666 nt
Organism: Leptomonas pyrrhocoris
Lineage: Eukaryota; Euglenozoa; Kinetoplastea; Trypanosomatida; Trypanosomatidae
Product: zinc transporter-like protein
Exons: 1
Coding region: 365-1666 (433 amino acids)
Biological process (GO): zinc ion transmembrane transport
Cellular component (GO): plasma membrane
Molecular function (GO): zinc ion transmembrane transporter activity
Source: RefSeq, a predicted model, not a curated record
GAAGAAAAACACUUCAGAUUGUUGCCUCCUUUGUAGUUCAUCCUGUUUCUAUAUAUAUAUUUCCUUCAGCACACACCUUCACAGUCCCACCUGUUUCUGUGUCUCCGUCUCUGGGUGCGUUAGCGAUAUUUCUAUUCAUGCGGAGAUUCCCAGUCUCUGGUUUGCUUUUGUUGUUUUCACUGCCGUAUUUUUAGGGUUUUCUUUCAUGUAAUUGUUGUGCAGUAAUUGGUAAGAGCGAUUCUAAAGCUGCAUACACCGAAGACGUGCUCUCCACUAUUUCCAUCACAGUCGUUUUAGGCAACGAGGUUCUCAUCUUCUGUAUACAUAUUUAUAUAUAUAUUCUCUACUCGUUGAACGCAGAAAGAUGGCCAGCGUUCAGCCGGACGAGACGACGGCCCUCGCAGCCGGUGGCGUCGCGGCGGCGGACAGGAAGAACUACGAGACAGUGCCGGUGGCGGUCAGCGUCACAUCCGGCGAGACGCGGGGCGUCACCCAGAUCAUCGACGCCGUGCACGCCCGCCGCAACUCCGAGAAGCGCGUCCUGCUCUUUGCGCUCACCUUCUGUUUUGUGUUUAUGGUGGUGGAGUUUGCUAGCGGUGUCAUUGCCCACUCACUCGCACUGCUGACGGAUGCCAUUCACCUCCUUACCGACGUCGGCUCCUACGCCUUGAGCAUCGGGGCUCUCAUCGCGGCGGGACGUGCGGCGUGUGGACGCUACAGCUACGGCUGGCACCGCGCCGAGGUGAUCGGCACCCUCAUCUCCGUCUUCUCCAUCUGGGCUCUCGUGGCGUGGAUUCUGGUGGAGGCCGGGUACCGCACGUACGACAUGUACAUGUGCAGCCGCGUGCCGGCGAAGCUCGCGCUGGGCGACAACCGAGUGCGGGAAUGCAAGGCCGUCGACUCCCGUCUGAUGAUCCUCGUCGGCAUUCUUGGGAUGGUGGUGAACAUCGUCUGCGCUUCGAUUCUGUAUUACGGCGGCUCGCACGGACACAGCCACUUCGGUUCCUCACACGAUCAUCACGAUGAUGAUGACCACGGACACGAUCACGACCACGACCACGGACACGACGAUGGCCACGACCAUGACCUCGAACACGGGCACGCACGUACCCCUUCGAGUCGCACGGGCGAAGGCAUCGGCAGCAGUAAAGGCUUCGCUGUACACGCUGCGAUCCUCCACGCCCUCGGCGACUGUGUGCAGUCCCUUGGUGUGAUUCUUGCUGGUGUGUUCAUCUACGUGGCGAACAUGAUGUACUACGGCCAGCACACGUACAUGUACUCCCUCUUCAACCUGGCCGAUCCCUUCUGCUCCGUCAUGUUCGCCGUUGUCACGCUGAACAUGACGAAGUCUCUUCUUAUGGAGCUUUUUGGCAUUUUGAUGGAGAGCACCCCGCGCCACAUCGACUACGACGCGUUGGAGGAGGCGUUGAUGCAGAUUGACGGCGUGGUGAGCGUGCACGACCUGCACAUUUGGUCCCUCUCCGCCGAGUACGUCUCCCUGUCUGUCCACCUCGUGUCGGACGACAGCACUGUGUUGCCCAAGGCGCAGCACAUUUGCCAGGUGCACUUCGGCAUUGGCCACACCACGAUUCAGGUGGACACCGUCGCCGUCGGCACGUCGGAGUGCGGCAACAGUUGCGCCACCAUUUCGCCGCGCAGGAAGUAG